This is a messenger RNA of Saccoglossus kowalevskii, 1096 nucleotides long. Its product is annotated as peroxisome biogenesis factor 2-like. Gene Ontology annotation, molecular function: zinc ion binding. Gene Ontology annotation, biological process: protein import into peroxisome matrix. The record is from RefSeq and is a predicted model, not a curated record. Gene Ontology annotation, cellular component: peroxisomal membrane. NCBI's taxonomy places the organism in Eukaryota, Metazoa, Hemichordata, Enteropneusta, Harrimaniidae.
AUGGCUGACGACGACACAGCAGACCAUGACCAGGUCGUCCUGAGAGUAAGCCAGUUGGAUGCUUCUGAGUUGGACAAUGAAUUGUUACAGAUACUAAAAAACCAGUUCACAAGUGCUUUCCAAUAUUUCAAGCCCGGUGUGUUGGCAACUAUUGAACCUGAACUCAAUGCUGCUUUGAGGUUACUGGUAUGGCGGUUUUCUGUUUACGCCAGCAGUGCAACCCUUGGCCAGCAGAUUCUGAAUAUUAAAUACAAAGACAAGGUCAAUAAAAAGCCACAAAUGUCACUCACCCAAAAAAGUCUGUAUGGUCUGAUUUUUGUCGGUGGUAAAUGGUUCCAGGAGCGGUCGACUGAUUUGUCAAGUUUCACAAGACAUAAGCAGAUAUUUACAUUGAUAUGUGGAUUGGUUGACUAUGCUGAGAAGCUUUUGAAAGUUGUGACGGUUGUGAAUUUUCUACUGUUCCUACAAGAUGGACGGUACCAGCAUGUGACAGAGAGAGUAUUGGGAAUUAAGGCAAGAUUUGCCAAAAGACAAUCCAUCAGACAGGUUAGUUUUGAGUACAUGACACGUGAACUUCUAUGGCAUGGUUUUGCAGAAUUUCUCUUCUUUAUAUUGCCACUCAUCAACUUUCAAAAAAUCAAGAAUUUUAUCUCUCGUCGUUUCGCAAAAUCAUCUUCCUCUGGUGGUGAUGAUACAAUGAGAUCAGCUGCCAAUUAUGAAGAAUGUGUGGUCUGUGGUGAAUGGCCGACCUUGCCGCAUCAUAUUGGAUGUCAACAUGUGUUCUGUUAUUAUUGCAUACAGAGCAACUACCUAGCAGACGCUUCCUAUACGUGUCCAUUAUGUGGUAAAGGCAUUGAUAACGAUAUCCAGUCUGUGAAAUGCCAACUGAGUUUGUAGAGCUACCAUAUCAACAGGUAGUGUAAAGGAGACCAUCCAUCAAGGAACCUGUCAGUCAGUGUAAAUCAAGAGACAGUAGAGAUGGCAUUUAUCAAAGCUAUUGAACUGUCAUUUAUUGUUUAAUUUUGUAAUUUUAUAGUCAGAUGUACAGUAUUUGUACCGCUGACUGACAAUUGUCUGAUGUCUCUUGUUGUCCUUC